CGGGCGCGUCGCUGGCCGUCGCCGGUAACGACGGGCCGAUUGAGUAAACCCACCUGUGCUCAGCCUGAGAAGUAACGCGACCUGUGAACACCCGGUUUACUGUCAGACAACACGCCCAGGCCCUGAACCACGAACCCCCCUGGCAAUAGAAGGGCCCGGACCGAGUCGACUGGUGGAAGGUCAAAGGUCAGUCGGCCAAAGGAAUGAGGCAGAGCUUUUAUUCUGAGGGUCUGUCAUUUCCCAAAGAUUUCCUCGGAGUUUCCUUUGGCAAAAAUGUGAAGUUUGUCUACGGGAAAGCAAACGACUCGGCAAACGCUACGAAUAAAGUUUCCUAAAAUCAAAAGUACGAAUCUAGGUUUAAAUGGAGCUUUUAUCUCUAUAAUUAGCACCAAGUGACACAGUUGCUCUCGGGAAACUUCCCGGGAAGUUAAGGCUCUGAAGUCAUGUCGUCCUGGUAACCUCCUCCUAUACUUGGGCAGAUCUUCUCAGCUGAUCAGAAAAUGUUUUGUCUGUCAAACGUUUUAAUUCGCUGAGCAUUUGCCGUCAGGCCAAAGUCCUCACUCGCACAAAAUGGACGUCAGUUUUGUGAUCUUGCUUUCAGAGGCACGUUCAGGUUCGGGGGGGCCCCUAGGGCGCAACCGGGCCCCCGUGAGACCCCCUCGCUCUGCCACUCCGUGCAGCCUGCUCAGCUUUUCUACGCAGGAGAAGGACCUAGCUCCCGGGUUGCGGAUGAGUGGAGGAGUCCAGCAAACGUUGUUCUUCCUCGGGCUUCCGGACCUGAAGAAGCUGGUCUGCAUCAGUCUGACUCUACAGGAGGAGGACGGAGAGCCGAGGAGCGAACAGAUCAAGACCUGCAGAGAGCUGGUGCUGCUGUACUCUGAUAUACUGGCCUCUCCUGCCCUGGACUCCUUCACUAAUAUCACAGUGAUCAUGGCUAUCCCAUUUUUCCAGAAAGGCGUCCUCCGGGCGUUUGGACAGAGACGCCGUCUGCAGCUGGGCUCUCCUCAGUGUGUGUUUCCAGGUGACCUCCAGUGUUGUCUGUCCUACUCUCUGAUCACCAGACUGGCUCCCAGCUGGAACAAAGCAGGACUCUACCUCAUCUCUGGAAAGGACUUUCUGACUGAGGGGGGGAGGCUGAACGCUGUCAGCAUGGAGCUGAGCACCAGUGAGGGCCAACUGUGCAUCAGCAUUGAAGCCAACACUGUCAGACUGCCCCCAACCACACUGGAGGACUUUGACCUCCCUCCCUUAGUGCUGAGGAGGUUCUGCAGUGAUCCUGACUCCAUCCUCGACCCCACCUCCACGGGGGGAACCAUCUGGUGUCACGUCCUGCCCAGCAUGAAGAAAGGUCAGAUUAUCACCAUCAGCCGUCAGCUGCCCUUCAGGACCUACAGAGACCUACAGAACCACUGGAACAGCCUGUAUGGUUACAGACUCCCCGAGCUUGCGGAGGAGGAGGUGGUUUACUGCAGCGUUUACUUCAGACUGGUGGGAGAGAGACUCUUCACGUAUCCCCUGAGCUGCAUCCGCCUGCAGCCGGUGCAGCGCUGCCCCCGGGCGGACCUGCAGGGGGCGCUGGGCUCCUUCCUGUCGGCCAUCAGGGAGACAGUGCAGAGUGUGUGUGGCUUCCCCGCACGCCUGGCCAGCAAACCCUGUUACCACACAGCCAGUCUGAACACUGCUGCAUCAGUACGGGUGUUGACCACUUUGUCCUCCGUCAGGCCUGUCCUCACACAGCUCCCUGCUCCUCCUCCUCUCCGACCUAAGAGGUCCUCCUUUGGGUCACAGCCUUCAGUCCGGACCCCUCUCUCCCAGCAGGCCGGAGCUCCGGGGCUUCUGGGUGAUGGAUAUGGAUUUGGGGGCAGUCUGACUCAGAGUCAGGGGUGUAGAGGAGACGGAGACUGGCCCUCGUCGUCGUCCUCCUCGUCCGCACAUGUUUCUUUCUCCUUUUCCGAUUCCUCAGGUUACCAGUCAGCUCCUUCCCUCUCCUCUUCCUCUUUUCUCCCACUCUUCCAGCAGGCUUCAUCCCUCACCUCCUCCUCCUCGCUCUUCACCCCUCCUUCUCCCCAGUGUCAAACCUCGAUGAACCCUGCUCUUAGACCGGUUCCCGUCUUCAAGAACAGGCAUCCAUCGCGCCACCUCAAUGUCGCCCUGCUGCGGGUGCAGAAGCAGAGGGAGCAUCUGAGCGGAGGAGGUGAGGAGAGGAGGAGGGUGACGCUACCUGCCUUUGGGAAGAACAGACCCGCCACUGCUCCGCCAUCUGCUUCUUUUGCACCCCCCCCAAUUCUCCCUCCGCCAACCAUUCCUCGCUUCAGCCGUCGCCCCAAACCUCACAGCAGCACCACUCCUCAGCCAUCGGCUCACCCCAAAAUCAAGCUCAUCCCCGGCCUGGGUCCUGCGUCAAAGACUAAACCCAGGCUUAUCCUCACUCCAAAGCCGGGGAUGAAGCUUAAAUCGAGGUCCAGCCACAAAACCGGCUCGGGAAGCAGCACUGUUGCUAAUUCCAGCCAUAAAUUGCAGGAAAAAGCAACGAAACAACCCUCAGCUGCACCACCGGAGCCUCCUCAGCCUCUGACAUCUUCAGAUAUGUCCAACAAGGAUACCUCCGACAGCAGCAGAGGGGGAGUUGUGUUCCAGUCAAAGCCGAAAAAAUCCAGAGCUGCGAUUCAAGACGUGGAUGUGGAGAAAAUGGCCAGAAAAGACCAGGUCAGGACACAUGCUGAACUUCAGCUCUCCUUUCUUGCUUCCUCUGGUGUUUCGUGUCGGCGCCGCUGCACCGCUUGCGUGCGUGGGCAGGUGAAGAGUUCCGUCCGAGCUGAACUCUGUGACUCUGGUGGCCUGGUUGAGAGGAAGAGGAGCGCUGGUCGGUGCCAACCACCAGAAGGAGGAGCUGAUGCCGAAGGUCGUGGGCUGUCUGGCCGAGGCCUGAGACACACACACACACACACACACACACACACACACACACACACAGACACACAGCAUAUCUCACUUUGGAGUAAUAACGCAGUGCUGAGCUCUUCGUGUAAGGAUUUGAUGUCAAAUCUGGCCAUCUUAUCAGUCUGUAUCAAGGAGCUCUGGAACAGAUGAGAGCAUCUCAUCCUCGCUAAUUGAGAUGCAGAAGAUUUGCCAGAAUUAAAUUCUCAUGUCGGAGAAAGUCACUGUCGGGUCCACAGGAAGUGACAAAUUGAAACUACAAAGUAAAACCCGGACUGUUUGAAGUUUUUUUUCUUCUCUCCCAUAUCGUUUGGUUUUGUAUCACAGAUUGUUCAGGUUGAUCGACAGUUUAUAUCACCUUACAGGGGCUCUGGGCCAUGAGGUUUACAUUUUUCAAUUGGUUCCCCCUCAGUGCGGCUCGGAACCGUCUGUUGUUUAUUGAAUCAAACUUUGAGCCGUGGGUGUAGUUCCGUUGUACACAAGGUUUGUCAUGUUUUUUCUUUAUUUAUUGCUUUCAAAAAUUCAAAGGAGUUUUCCACUUUUCAGACAUGCAGGCAUUAAAAUAAACCACGUUAAAAGGUAUAACAUUAGGCAGGUAAUGUAUGUAAUUCAGGUUUUGAUGACCGAAUCCAUUUUUUUU
Messenger RNA from Xiphias gladius (swordfish), 3577 nucleotides. RefSeq lists its product as uncharacterized. The record is from RefSeq and is a predicted model, not a curated record. The transcript is spliced from 15 exons. Bases 571 to 3090 code for a protein of 839 amino acids. NCBI's taxonomy places the organism in Eukaryota, Metazoa, Chordata, Actinopteri, Istiophoriformes, Xiphiidae.